AUGCCUUCCAUUAGCGAAGCCAAGCUCCGUGAUCUUUACACCAAGAUUCAAGACCUCCAAGAGCAGGUCGAGGAGUCGAAGCACCUUGUCGAGGUCCUUGAGGCCAACCUCAGAACCGCCAGACGAUCGGACACGAAUACCGGCAACCCUGGAGAGGCCAACGAUGGUCUCAAGGAGGGGGAGACUCGAGUGACCUUGAUCGAGAACGAGCGAGGUCGGUUCGUCAAGUGGACCACUGGCCCGGUCCUCUUUCCCGCAGCCGAGUUUGCAGAGAAGAUGGGCCUUGACUUUGAGACUUUCUGGGCUGAAAACGGCCCUGGCAGUCAAAAGACUACCGAGAAGGGUACCAAGGAGGGAGACCGGGAGAUUGUCUAA
Molecule: messenger RNA, 375 nt
Organism: Fusarium mangiferae
Lineage: Eukaryota; Fungi; Ascomycota; Sordariomycetes; Hypocreales; Nectriaceae
Exons: 2
Coding region: 1-375 (124 amino acids)
Source: RefSeq, a predicted model, not a curated record